Phialemonium atrogriseum is the source of this 1709-nucleotide messenger RNA. Its product is annotated as family 25 putative glycosyltransferase. The record is from RefSeq and is a predicted model, not a curated record. The transcript is spliced from 5 exons. Bases 363 to 1709 code for a protein of 448 amino acids. Lineage: Eukaryota; Fungi; Ascomycota; Sordariomycetes; Cephalothecales; Cephalothecaceae.
CCCAGAACCCAAGUUCUCAUUCCACAAAGAACGAGGCUACAUUUACUAGAAUUCAGAUAGACCCCGGCAUUAAUUCAGAUCGCCGCUGUAUAAUCCGCAUCUGUCACAGAACCAAGAAAAUCCACGUGGGUGAUGGACAUUAGCCGAUUACCCAGGUUUCGCAAUUCCCCGUCACGACGACGGGAGCAACGUGGCAGCUACUAAUUAAUUAUACACUCGCCUCUCAGUCAACCGUGUCAACUAAAGGCUGUAACCUGGAGAGACUCUAUGAGAUAUGAGAAUUAUAUGAAGGGAGACAGUGACCGAGUUAAACCAAGCUACACGACGGUUCUCAUGUGCCGCCAAGGUUCGAUGCAGCAGCCAUGCUCUACAGGAAUCGAAGAGUCGUGCUCUACAGGAAUCGGAGAAUCGUGAUCGUCCUCUGUCUCUUUGCAACCGGUAUUUGGCUCUUCAACUUGAUAAAACAGCGAGAUGCGUCCACAUCGGAAAAGCCAACAUGGCGUCGGGAUGAUCCAGCAUAUAUCCUGAACGAGACUCUCGGGUUCCAAAAGGUCUAUGUGAUAAAUCUUCCCUCCAGGUCAGACCGUCGCGACACAAUGGCUCUUGCGGGUGCGCUUACGGGAGUCAAGUUUGACUGGAUUGAUGGCGUUUAUGGCGACGAUGUUCCGGAUACAGUGCUUCCCGCCGAUAGCUUAGACAAGCGUCUCAGCAAGGGCAACAAGGGUUCUUGGAGGGCCCAUAUGAAUGCCUUGCGAACAAUCAUCGAGCUCAACCUCACCAGCGCUCUCAUCCUCGAGGACGACGCCGACUGGGACAUCCGCCUCAAGACCCAGCUCCAGGCCUUCGCCGUCGCCAGCCGCGGCUUCCUCCAACCCCUUCAAUCCGACCCCUCCAACAGCCUAUCCAGCCUCUCCCUGUCCGCCGGCGUCCACCGCACCGCCGACGACGACGACGACGUCGUCCUCCUGCCAGACCUCCCGCCCACCACGGCCCCAACCACCAGCGCCUACGGCGACGACUGGGACGUCCUCUGGCUGGGGCACUGCGGCUCCGACUUCCCCACCACCACCUCCUCCUCCCCCUCCUCCUCCCAGAACCGCGACCCCCCACUCUCCAAGCUCGCCUCCACGACCCCGGGCCGCCUCCCGCGCCUCCGCGUCGCCAUCCCGGACGACGAGACGGUCCCGGGGCGCGCGCACAUGCGGCCGCACCCGUUCGCGCUCCCGGACGCGCUGGGUGCGCUGCACGCGGCGCACACGCGGGUGGUGCACGCGGCGACGGGCACGGUGUGCACGCAGGCGUACGCGGUGAGCGCGCGCGGGGCGCGGCGCCUGCUGUGGCUGUUCGGGUCAGGGACGCUGACCGUCGGGUGGGACCUCGCGCUGCGGGACUGGUGCGAUGGGUUCUAUCGGGGGGCGGAGGCGGGGGAUGGGGACGAGGAGGCGGGCGUGCCGGCGUGUCUUACUGUGCAGCCGCCGCUGUUUAAUCAGCAUUAUGGGAAGGGGGGGAAGUCGGAUAUUACGGCUCCUGGAGGGGGGUAUUUGAAUUCGAGGAAGGAGAUGACGCCGUAUGUGAGGCUGAGUGUGAGGAUGAAUAUGGGGAGGUUGGUUCGCGGGGAUGGAGUCGAGAUGCUGGUGGAUCAGUGGCCUGACAGGGAUGGUGGUAGUAGCUAUGAACACAGCAAGCAGUACGAGACAAUGACCAGAUGA